This is a messenger RNA of Aspergillus pseudonomiae, 977 nucleotides long. RefSeq names its product translin family protein. Gene Ontology annotation, molecular function: RNA binding; RNA endonuclease activity; sequence-specific DNA binding. The transcript is spliced from 2 exons. Bases 1 to 807 code for a protein of 268 amino acids. Lineage: Eukaryota; Fungi; Ascomycota; Eurotiomycetes; Eurotiales; Aspergillaceae. Gene Ontology annotation, cellular component: nucleus; cytoplasm. The record is from RefSeq and is a predicted model, not a curated record.
AUGGCCGGAACUAAACGCACCUGGGACGGCAAACAGCUCUCACUCCAACCCAACAACAACGAGCACCAGACGACGACAAUGGCCGAACAAUCAACGCAAAUCCUCUCCAUCUUCGAGACCUUCCGCAACGAGCUAGACGAGCACCACGAUCGGCGCGAGCGACUAAUCAAGAUCUCAAGGGACAUUACAGCGCUGAGCAAGAAGAUAAUUCGGAAACUCAACGCCCCUCUCCCGGAAAACAUCACCAAAGAAACCCAAUCCCGCUUCACCCAAAUCCAGUCCCUCUUCACCAACGCCCUCCCAGACGUCACCGGCCCAAACAAAUGGCGGUACCAGCGCCAGCUCAGCGGCGCGAUCCAGGAAUACAUCGAGGCGCUCUCCUUCCACCACUACCUGACUACGCAGACCCUCAUCACGCUCCCUGAAGUGUGCACGAAACUCCCCGCGGAGAUACUCGUCACGGAGGAGGAUUAUCUGUUGGGGUUGUUCGAUUUAACUGGGGAGAUGAUGCGGUUUGCGGUUACGGCGCUGUCGGCUGGGUCGGUUGCUUCUGACGAGAAAAAGAUGGGGCUGAGUAGAGAGCAGAAUGGGAUUGUGGUGGAUUUGAGGGAGAUGAGGUCACUAUUUGAGGGGUUGAGUGUGUCCAGACGGCAUAAUUUGAUUAAGGAUCUCGGGAAGAAGAUGGAUGUUAUGCAGGGGAGUGUGGAGAAGGUGGAGAGGGCUGCUUAUGGGAUAUUGGUGAGGGGGAGUGAGAGACCGGCUGGGUGGAUGCCGGAUCUCUCUGGGGGUGGUGAUGAGGGGUAUUAGUUCAUGCCUGUUGUUCGGGGUUGUGGAGUGUGCGUGUUAUGUAUGUAUGUAUGUCUUACUCAUGUACUUUAAGAAGAGUGGGAUUGUUCUGAACUAGGUAAGCUAGACUUAGCUAAACUAUGAACUAUCCCAGCAGCUCAGAUCAACAAGGCCAUAUUAAGCUCACAUCU